This is a messenger RNA of Nerophis lumbriciformis (worm pipefish), 2596 nucleotides long. It is a transcript of the gene zdhhc18a, whose product is annotated as zDHHC palmitoyltransferase 18a. Gene Ontology annotation, cellular component: endoplasmic reticulum; Golgi apparatus. Gene Ontology annotation, molecular function: protein-cysteine S-palmitoyltransferase activity. NCBI's taxonomy places the organism in Eukaryota, Metazoa, Chordata, Actinopteri, Syngnathiformes, Syngnathidae. The record is from RefSeq and is a predicted model, not a curated record. Gene Ontology annotation, biological process: protein targeting to membrane; peptidyl-L-cysteine S-palmitoylation.
GACAAGGAACGAGUGCUGCAUCUAAGCUGGAAGCGACGCUCGUCUGUUUUCUACUCAUCUCGCUUUAAAGUCUGCUAUUUUUCCCCCUACUGAAUUAGUUGUUUUUUUUUAAUUCCUGGGUUAGGGUUUAACUUCCAAAGAUGAUAAUGGACAUUGGGCUGACUGGAAAUAACAUUAAUGUGAUAAAAGUCAACUACGAAGAAAACCUCUGUGUGGGACCGCUAGCUCGCCGAUGUUAGCAUUGAGGAUGGAAGACAUCGGGGGAUGCUAACCCUAGCUCGCAAUGACUUAAAACCGUUUUUUUUCUUUUGAAAGAUCCAGUGAAAAUAUUACGCGUGCCUUUAUCUACCCCCAAACCGUGGUGGUUGUGCCGACAGGAUGAGGAAUUGUGAGUAUCAGCAAAUCGACCCACUUGCUCUGUCGGUGUCGCCCGCUUUGGCACACAACCACACCGGCAAGAAAGCGGGGCGUCCACGAAGAAAAUGGGAAGUGUUCCCUGGGAAGAACCAGUUUUUCUGCGACGGACGGAUCAUGUUCGCCAGGCAGAGCGGCGUCCUCCCUCUGACCCUGGGUCUUAUCGUUGUCACCUGUGGCCUUUUCUUUGCUUUCGAUUGCCCGUUUCUGGUACAGCACCUGACCUUUUUCAUACCUGUGAUUGGAGGGGUGCUUUUUGUAUUUGUGGUCCUCUCCCUGCUGAGAACCAGCUUCACAGACCCAGGCAUCCUACCCAGGGCCACCCCGGACGAAGCUGCAGAUAUAGAGAAGCAGAUCGAUACCUCAGGAUCCUCCACGUAUCGCCCUCCUCCGCGGACGAAGGAGAUCCUCAUCAACCAGCAGGUGGUCAAGCUCAAGUACUGCUUCACCUGUAAAAUGUUUCGCCCUCCUCGGACGUCACACUGCAGCCUUUGUGACAACUGUGUGGAGAGGUUUGAUCAUCACUGCCCAUGGGUGGGCAACUGCGUGGGCAGGCGCAACUACCGCUUUUUCUAUAGUUUCAUCAUCUCUCUUUCUUUCCUGACAUCCUUCAUAUUUGGCUGUGUCAUUGCCCACAUCACCCUGCGUUCUCAAUCGGGUACAAGCCUCAUCCAAUCCAUCCAGGAAAGUCCUGCCAGUGUGGUAGAGCUGGUCAUUUGUUUCUUCUCCAUCUGGUCUAUUCUGGGCCUAUCAGGCUUCCAUACCUACCUCGUAGCCUCCAACCUCACAACAAAUGAGGAUAUCAAGGGCUCCUGGUCGAGUAAAAGGGGUGCAGAGGAGUCUGGGAACCCGUACACCUACAACAGCAUGCUCGCCAACUGCUGUGUGACGUUAUGUGGGCCUAUGCCACCAAGUCUGAUUGACAGGAGAGGCUUCCUGUCGCCUGAGGAGUCCGUCCCCGCUGCUUCUGCCUCGGAGAUCGAGCUGCCUCCUUUUGCAGCCAAGAACGACAAACACAUGUGCUCACAGAGCACUAAAGAUGUGCUCGAGAGGAUGCUCAACUCCUCUGACUUUCACGGCCUUUGCUUUCCUGGUACCCCCAAAACAACCCCACUGGGCCUGGAGGCUUCCAGCUCCGCAGCGACGCCCAUUCAGCCGUCACCCACAAUAGGGUGCCUGCGGGCGACCACGGCCAACCCUUGCUCUCCGCUUGCCAAGAGCGACUCGAUGCACUCCAUCAACCCAGCGUUCCGUUUGGCAUCACCUUCGCCUUCACUUGGUCGCACGCCGCUGACUGUUACCGGCACAGCUGACGUCGGGUUUAUCCCGCUCCCAUGAAGGGUAUUCUUCUUACUUUGGAGGACUGAUAGGAGCUUUUUUCUCCUGCAGUGUUUGGUACUUUGGCAUAGAGUUUAGUAAAAGCACAAUAUUUAUUUACACUUUUGAUCCAGACACUCCACACAAGCCAUAGAGGGAGGUUAGUGUUUAAUUUCCCUGCUCACGUUUUAUGCAAUCAGGCCCUCAGUUCUGUGAACAAAUUGUGAUUGGCAGGUCAGACAGGUUUUAGUGGUUUCCAACCUUCUUGACCACAUUAAUAUUUUAAUAUUUUGUCCAAUCCUGUGUAUGACCAGCUACCUCUACGUGGCCAAGUGGUUGGGAACCCAUGCUUUAGCUGAGCGACCAGACAUUUAGCAUUGGAAGUCAAGGUGCAGCUUUGUUUUCAUGAGAUAUAUCAAUAUUUUUGCAUUUUUUUUGUAUUUUUUGUCAGUGGUGUCAUCAAAUAUAAUUACUUGACAUGUUAGCUGAAACAGUAACAGGAGACGUUUUAAACCAGGUCAAAAAGUGAGCCAUCUGUGAAUUUGUUCUAUUGCAGCGCCUUGUUUUUAAUAUUCUGUUUGACCUGCAAACUCAGACAAAUGUGUUUCUGUUUAAACUUUGCACUUAACUCAAGGCUUGGGCAGCAAUAUGCUAUUAUUGCAAUAUUUUUCCAACAAUAUCAAUAGUCGAUAUAGUGGCGAAAAACAUCUACCAAACGUAAUAUCUAUGUAACUGAAAAAAGUAAACAUAUAAAUCAUUAUUUACAUACAGCACAGGCCAAAAUUUUGGACACACCAUCUCAUUCACUGCGUUUUCUUUAUUUUCAUGACUGAUUACAUUGUAGAUUGUCACUGAAGGCAUCAAA